Coprinopsis cinerea okayama7#130 is the source of this 426-nucleotide messenger RNA. RefSeq lists its product as hypothetical. The record is from RefSeq and is a predicted model, not a curated record. Lineage: Eukaryota; Fungi; Basidiomycota; Agaricomycetes; Agaricales; Psathyrellaceae. The coding region runs from base 1 to 426 and encodes 141 amino acids. The transcript is spliced from 4 exons.
AUGUCCCUUGGCCCCCUUCGAGUACCGCCAUCCUUCUUCCUGAGCAUCUCGGAUGCGCGUGGAAAGGUGGAACUAAAGGACAGUUAUCCCGCAUCUCGUCGGGAUGUAGUCAUCCCGCUCGCACCUCUUCCCAAUCCAACCAUAUCUGCAGCAAGCUCCCUCCCGCCUCGUCUUCGCCGUCCACAUCCGUCGCCUGUAACAGAGCCAUCCAACAUCGCACAACCACUGAAUGUCUCCUACAGCGUUCAAUACAUCGACACCAAUGUCUCUCCGCACGACCCAUCGGCGCGGCGAAGCUUGACACCCACUCCCUACACGAAGUACGGAUCGCUUUUCGAGUCUUCGGGUUGCACAGAUCUUGUGGAGGAUUUACUCGAUGAUUCGGAGGAUGGUGCUCCGCCUCUGCAGGCUUCAUUGAGGAAUUAG